AUGAGCUGGGGAGGAGAAAAGAGUUACUACAGGAGAAAGGAGUUACUACAGGUACAGGAGCUGGGGAGGAGAAAGGAGUUACUACAGGUACAGGAGCUGGGGAGGAGAAAAGAGUUACUACAGGUACAAGCACAGGUCCAGGAGCUGGGGAGGAGAAAAGAGUUACUACAGGUACAGGAGCUGGGGAGGAGAAAAGAGUUACUACAGGUACAUGAGCUGGGGAGGAGAAAGGAGUUACUACAGGUACAGGAGCUGGGGAGGAGAAAGGAGUUACUACAGGUACAGGAGCUGGGGAGGAGAAAGGAGUUACUACAGGUACAAGCACAGGUCCAGGAGCUGGGGAGGAGAAAAGAGUUACUACAGGUACAGGAGCUGGGGAGGAGAAAAGAGUUACUACAGGUACAGGAGCUGGGGAGGAGAAAGGAGUUACUACAGGUACAUGAGCUGGGGAGGAGAAAGGAGUUACUACAGGUACAGGAGCUGGGGAGGAGAAAGGAGUUACUACAGGUACAUGAGCUGGGGAGGAGAAAGGAGUUACUACAGGUACAGGAGCUGGGGAGGAGAAAGGAGUUACUACAGGUACAUGAGCUGGGGAGGAGAAAGGAGUUACUACAGGUACAGGAGCUGGGGAGGAGAAAGGAGUUACUACAGGUACAGGAGCUGGGGAGGAGAAAGGAGUUACUACAGGUACAGGAGCUGGGGAGGAGAAAGGAGUUACUACAGGUACAGGAGCUGGGGAGGAGAAAGGAGUUACUACAGGUACAGGAGCUGGGGAGGAGAAAGGAGUUACUACAGGUACAGGAGCUGGGGAGGAGAAAGGAGUUACUACAGGUACAGGAGCUGGGGAGGAGAAAGGAGUUACUACAGGUACAGGAGCUGGGGAGGAGAAAGGAGUUACUACAGGUACAGGAGCUGGGGAGGAGAAAGGAGUUACUACAGGUACAGGAGCUGGGGAGGAGAAAAGAGUUACUACAGGUACAGGAGCUGGGGAGGAGAAAGGAGUUACUACAGGUACAAGCACAGGUGCAGUGUUUCUGCUGA
Knipowitschia caucasica is the source of this 1041-nucleotide messenger RNA. The record is from the annotation of a GenBank genome assembly. Lineage: Eukaryota; Metazoa; Chordata; Actinopteri; Gobiiformes; Gobiidae.